Molecule: messenger RNA, 720 nt
Organism: Macrosiphum euphorbiae (potato aphid)
Lineage: Eukaryota; Metazoa; Arthropoda; Insecta; Hemiptera; Aphididae
Source: the annotation of a GenBank genome assembly
AUGGCCAUCAAACACUUGUCUAAAGAUUCUGUGGAACCGCCAAAGGUGCCAGGCUCAUUGCGCUUCUACUCUAUGCGAUUCUGUCCAUACGCUCAGAGGGUCCAGCUGGUGUUGAACGCCAAGGGCAUGCCGCAUGACACGGUGUUCAUUAAUCUGUCAGAAAAGCCCGAAUGGUACUUGAAGAUCUUCCCAGCUGGCAAGGUUCCAGCUUUGAUUUAUGAUGACAAGUUCCUCUCUGAAAGCCUGCUGCUGGCUGAUUUCCUUGACAAACAAUACCCUGAACCGCCUUUGCAGCCUAGCAGUCCUCUCCAGACAAUUUUGGACAAGCUCGUAAUAGAGUCUUUCGGGAAAGUAGGUACAGCAUUUUAUAAGUUAAUGAUGACCACAAAAGAAAUAGAAAAAAACAAUUUUGAUGAACUUGUUGCUAGCUUAAUUCCCAUUGAAACCGAACUAGUUGAAAGAGGAACCAAAUUCUUUGGAGGUAACAAGCCAAAUUUGGUUGACUAUAUGAUAUGGCCUUGGUUUGAGCGUUUAGAUGCCAUAAAUCCAUAUUCGAAUGGAACGUUUGUUAUUCCUUUUGAAGACAAAUUUCCCAAACUGGCAGAGUGGAAAUCCUUAAUGAUUGCUGAUAAGGCUGUUGCAUCGUACUACAUCACUCCAGAAAAGCACGCUGAACAUUUUACAAAAAAAAAGGCUGGAUUACCUGCAUAUGAUAUCUAA